Messenger RNA from Euleptes europaea (tarantolino), 2818 nucleotides. It is a transcript of the gene SRSF11, whose product is annotated as serine and arginine rich splicing factor 11. The record is from RefSeq and is a predicted model, not a curated record. The transcript is spliced from 11 exons. NCBI's taxonomy places the organism in Eukaryota, Metazoa, Chordata, Lepidosauria, Squamata, Sphaerodactylidae. Gene Ontology annotation, molecular function: RNA binding. Gene Ontology annotation, cellular component: nucleoplasm. Bases 814 to 1710 code for a protein of 298 amino acids.
CAACGAUCACCAUGACUGUUUGUCCCACGUAGGACCUUUUAGUAAGGCUAUUUUCUGUUCAGGGUAGGCAGUAAACCUAGACACUUGCCGUAGAUGGCUACCAGGCUGCAGAGCAGAAAUUUCUUCUGAAAUAUGCAGCAACACUCUUGGUACAGUAGGCAUGACACACAGCGGAGCAUGUAUUUUUCUGCACAGGUAAGGAAUGUGCCACAGUUUUCUGUGUUUACAUAAGCACAUACACAUGUACACAUAUAUACUGAACCUAUAUUUGGAGAUCUGUGGAGACCUUCAUAUCAGUGUGACAUGUCAGCAAAAGCCCUACACUUUUCCUUACCUUCUCUUAAAUUUUACAAAAUUUGUGUGGUAGGUGUAAAAGAAAUCAUAGUGAACUGUACCAUAUUAUUAACCCCUAAAUCAAACUUUUUUUGUCUUGUGUAUCUUGAUUUUUCUGUGUGCUUUAUAGUGAAGCAGCCGACACGAGUCGUUGUUCAUAAAACAGCUUUUGAAAGUUGAGAGCACACCCCUGGAGAACCGACUGUGCUUGCUUACGUUUGGUUCAUGACUUAAAAAUCGAGUACAGGAGUUAUUCCUGAUGAAACUAAGGCUUUGUCUCUCCUGGCACCAGCUAAUGCUGUGGCAGGCCUACUGCCGGGGGGUGGACUCCUGCCUACGCCCAACCCGCUUUCUCAGAUUGGUGCUGUUCCUUUGGCUGCUUUAGGAGCUCCAACUCUUGACCCAACCCUGGCUGCUCUGGGGCUUCCUGGGGCAAAUUUAAAUUCUCAGUCUCUGGCGGCAGAUCAACUGCUAAAGCUUAUGACCACAGUGGAUCCAAAGCUGAACCAUGUAGCUGCAGGCCUCGUUUCACCAAGUCUGAAAUCGGAUACCUCCAGUAAAGAAAUAGAAGAAGCCAUGAAACGCGUACGAGAAGCACAGUCCCUGAUUUCUGCUGCCAUAGAACCAGAUAAAAAAGAUGAUAAGAGAAGGCAUUCAAGAUCCAGAUCACAUUCCAGGAGGAGGAGAACUCCUUCUUCUUCCAGGCACAGACGGUCAAGAAGCAGAUCAAGGCGACGAUCUCAUUCAAAGUCAAGAAGCAGGAGACGAUCUAAAAGUCCUAGGCGGAGGAGAUCUCAUUCUCGAGAGCGUGGUAGAAGGUCUAGGAGCACAUCAAAAUCCAGAGACAAAAAGAAAGAAGAGAAAGAAAAGAAGAGAUCUAAAACUCCACCAAAGAGUUACAGCACAGCCAGAAGGUCUAGAAGCACAAGCAGGUUGCCGUGUCUUCUAGAGAGACGACGCAGGAGAAGCAGGAGUGUUUCCAAAUCGCCUAAAAAGCCUAGAUCUCCUAAGAGAAAGAUGUCAAGAUCCCCUUCACCAAAAAGACACAAAAAGGAAAAGAAAAAGGAUAAAGACAAAGAGAGAAGUAGGGAGGAACGUGAAAGGUCAACAAGCAAGAAAAAGAAGAGCAAAGACAAAGAGAAGGAUCGAGAGAGAAAAUCUGAGAGCGACAAAGAUGUCAAACAGGUCACAAGAGAUUAUGAUGAAGAAGAACAAGGCUACGAUAGUGAAAAAGAGAAGAAGGAAGAAAAAGCAGCAGAUUCCACUUCUCCCAAACUUAGAGAAUCCCCAGCUGAAAAAGGGAGUGGAGAUGCACCAAGAGAGUCCAAAGUCAAUGGGGAUGAUCAUCAUGAAGAAGAUAUGGAUAUGAGUGACUGAAUAUUGCCUUUGCAGUUAAAAACAGCUGCUAACAUGCAUCAGUGUCAUUCCUGUGUGAUUCCUUUAUGCUGUACUUGUUUAACCUUUUAAUCUAGAUGUACACAGCUGUAACUAUAACUGGUUGUAAAGCUCCUGAUAUUAAAUAAUUACAUCAAAAACUUUAGAGAAAAUGAUGUCUGGGUUUCCAUUCUUGUCAUUUGCCCAAUUGAACUGAGUAGCCCAGUGGUUCUUAUUUACUUGGUGCUGCUUUUUUUUCUUUUUCUUUUUGAGCAAAACUGCAUGCAUCUUUGGCAGGCAUGGACUGUUUGUGUUGUAUGAUCUUUUUAGUAAACCAGCUCACCCACAAUAGUGUUUCUAGAGUUUGAUUCAUUUGCGGUAAUAGGGAAUGCACUGGCUGCAUGUUAACUGUGGCAAGAAACAUCUUCAUCAACAAGUUUUAUGGUGGAUCUGAUAAGGGUCUUAAGUGUAGACACAGAACUAACAUUAGCUUCAUCUGGAAACAAACAUUCUGAUAGAGGUAGAUAACCCUUUUUAGCCCUACGGCUAAUAUUUUUGUUGAUCUUGUUUGGCUUUGGCAAGGUUGAAAUGCACUAACCUUUUUUAUGCUUAAUUUAAGGUGAAGUUUUAUCUUAAAUCCUCAGGUGGUGUUUUUGUGUUCAGCUUUUGACAACUUGGAUUUUCGAAGGUAGUAAUGCAAAACUUGUGCGUUUCCUCAAGGGCCACAGGAUGAGAGAUUUAACCUUGUGUAGUGUUCAUAACCCCUGUUCUGUUUCAUUUUUUUUGUGUGUAAAAACACUGCAAAAAAAGGUAGUGCAUUUUAAAAAUUGAACGUCAUGAUGAUUUUUAAAACAAGUCUACUUGAUAAUGUACUUGAUCUCAAGUUGUAUAAACUAAUUUGUGUUACAGUCACUGAAGUAGUAACCUUAUGCACACAGUGAUUUCAUGUUAUAUGCAAAGUAGUUAGACAACCUGUUCUUUUAGUUCUGAAAGUUUUUGGAGCAUUUACUUUUGUGCAGGUGAAAACAAAAGUAGGCUACAGUCUGUGCCAUGUUGAUGUACAGUUUCUGAAAUUGUUUUACAAGACUUUGAUAAUAAAACUCUUAAACAU